Messenger RNA from Cryphonectria parasitica EP155, 1305 nucleotides. RefSeq lists its product as uncharacterized. The record is from RefSeq and is a predicted model, not a curated record. The transcript has 2 exons. Lineage: Eukaryota; Fungi; Ascomycota; Sordariomycetes; Diaporthales; Cryphonectriaceae. The coding region runs from base 1 to 1305 and encodes 434 amino acids.
AUGUCUGCAGACAAAUCUGGCAGAACGCGGGACCUGACAGUGGUGAUCGUAGGAGGUUCGCUGGCCGGGUUGCUUUGCGGUGUGACCCUGAAACAUGCGGGCUUCAUUGUCCGGAUACUAGAACAACACGGAAGCGAACGUAAAAGCCAGGCAACGGGGCUUGGUCUCGGUCCUAAUGCACAAGCCUUUCUCGAAGAUCAUGACUGUCACGGCCCACGGCUUUCUCACACGGUGACCAGCUUGCUCAUUCUUGGUCACGACAACACCAUCCGUCGUCUCGCUGCCGGGCGCCGUGAUCUUACGAGUUGGGAUGCAGUCUUUUAUCGGCUUCGAUGGCUUUUCAAUGGAUACAUCAGCCAAUAUUUCGCAGAAGCUGGAGAAGCAUUCGAAGCGGGUUGUUCCACUUACGAAACUUGUAAGCAGGUGCUUGAAGUCCGCCGGCCUGAGGACACUGAUUCGCCAAUUACCCUCACGGUUCUGGAUACCAACUCCCAUGAGCUGGAGCAUGUCCAAGCCGACUUUGUUAUUGGUGCCGACGGACCAAACUCUUUGAUCCGGGCACUUUACCUACCGGAUGUUCAGCGCGAGUACGCUGGGUAUGUAAUGUGGCGAGGAUUAGUCCCGGAAGACAAAGUUUCAUCUGCGACUCUGGACUUGUUCGAGAGGUCGGUCAUUGCUCACAAGACAUCACGAAACUCUUCCUGCGUCAUGUAUAUGAUACCAGGAGUUAACGGGUCUCUUCAACGAGGCGAACGGCUUCUCAAUUUCAUUUGGUACACCAAUGAGUCGACCGACGACAUGGAUGAGAUUAUGACUGAUGGCAUCGACGGACACUCUCACCGCAACUUUGUACCCCCAGGACGCGUCCGCAGUGAUAUCUGGGCAUCCCAUGUCCGGGAGGCAGAGCGUCUUCCACUACCGGGACCGUUUUUGGAGGUUGCAACUAAGAUAGAACAGCCUUCCCUCCAAAUUGUCACUGACUACUGCUCACCGCAUGCUGCUUUUGAAAAUGGCCGCAUCUUACUCAUUGGCGAUGCUCUAUCGCAGUUUCGUCCUCACGCAGCGCUGGGAGUUUCUCAGGCUGCAUACCAUGUCGCUGCCGUUCGGGAGUAUUUGGAGGGUACCAUCACUUGGCAACAAUGGGAGACAAGAGUGGUUCGUCGAUCAUACCUUCAUUGGUCUUUGAAUGUUUGGUGGGGUGAUUUCUACCAGAAAAGCUUUGCUGCGGCUUUACCUGCCUGUUUCCGAUAUUGGACGUAUAAUUUUUUGUACAAUCUCAGGUCAUGGUGGAGUGGAGGUUCUUGA